UGAGGGUAUGAUUGAAUCAUGAAACAAGGCUCGUGGUUUUCAACUUUUCCUAAUCAACUUUGCUUUUAUUUAUAUUCAUUUUAUUUUUAUUUUAUUUUGGCGAGCAUUAGAAAAGCAAAGGCCAUGGGAGAAGCUCGCUUGUGACCCCAUUUCAAAGGGUAGCAAAAAGGAGUGUUAGAAACAGAUGGUAAAGAGAGUAUGCCAAUUAAAAAGGAUGAAAAAAGCAAAUGAAAGCUUUAAAUCUCUUGCCUCCUUUAUUUUAAAACCAUCCCUCUCUCUCUAAACUCAUAAACCAUACGCUUCAUCAACCUCAAGAUCUAAAAGAAAGAACCGGCAACAAGAAGAAAGUGAUAAUCCAGUGGGUUCACACAAUAGAAAGAAAUCAACAUGAAAGCAAGGGAAGCCAACAGGGGAGCUCCAUCAGCAGAUCUGUUAGUAUGUUUUCCUUCUAGAGCCCAUCUAACCUUACUGCCCAAGCCCAUUUGCAGUCCUGCAAGACCAGUAGAGCCCAGCAAGCGUCAUCAGAACCACCGUCACCACCACCACCGCCUAAAGAAAUCUAGCACAAGAGGUGGUGGUGGCCAAUCUAGUCCUCUAUUAUGGGCCAAAAACAAGCAAAUGGGCUUGGAGAUCGCAGAACCAACUUCACCGAAGGUCACCUGUGCUGGGCAGAUCAAAGUCAGGCACAAAUCCGUUGCAUGCAAGAGCUGGCAAUCAGUCAUGGAAGAGAUUGAAAGAAUUCACAACAACAGGAAACACAAGAAAAGAUCCUCUUGGAUGGAUUCUCUUGGAUUCAAGAAAGAUAUAAUGCAAUUCUUGACAUGUUUAAGAAACAUAAGAUUCGAUUUUCGAUGCUUCGGGUCCAUUCCUCAGUCAGACAUCACCACCGAUGAUGAUGAAGAGGAUGAAGAAGAUGAAGAAUAUCGAGAAAAUCACGGUGGAGCUGGGGCAAGUGAUGGCAACGAAGCUUCAAGAACCAUAUUUUCUAAAUGGUUCAUGGUGUUACAAGAGAAUCAAAACGAGUUUUGCAAAGAAAAGAGAAAAGACAAAGAGGAAGAGAAGUCCUGUAGUAAUGAGUCUAUUGCUACACCUUCGGUUCCUCCUACCAAUGCUCUGUUGCUUAUGCGGUGCCGGUCUGCUCCUGCAAAGAGCUGGCUAGAAGAGAAGGUAGAAAAACGACAAGAAGAAGAAGAAGAAGAAGAAGACCACGAUCAAGAAGAAGCAGAAGAACAAGAAGAGAAUAGGAAAACAGAAGAUAAGAAAGGAAAGAGUUUAGAGGCCUUAAUGGAAGAAGAAAAAAGAAAUACCAAGAAAGAGAGCUUGGUGGUGAUGAGAUAUGACACCGAUUUCUACAAAAUUUCAUCUGAUAUAGCAAAAGAAACAUGGGUUGUUGGUGGAAUGAGAGAUCCAUUAUCAAGAAGUCGAAGCUGGAAGAGAUGAUGAGCCUCGUACGAAACAGCCUUUUCCAUGUCACAAUGGAUAAUUGAAGUAAUUUUCAACUUUCUCUGUUCAAUAAUUUUUUGUGCACUUCUUUCAAGAAAUUUUCUUCCUGGGUUCUUGUGUGGGAAUUGGGAAAUCCAAUCCUAAUCAGGAUUUACAGCUUACUUUUGUUGUUUUAUUCUUGAUAAAAUUUGAAGUUGAAUUGCAGUUGUAAUUUUUGUAUAGCUCUGCUUUCCUUUUUCCCUGGAAAGGAUUUUGCUGCCAUGUAUAUCCUGUGUUGUAUUUUCUUGCCUAAUUACAUUACUCAAUUCAGAAUCUAA
This is a messenger RNA of Hevea brasiliensis (rubber tree), 1760 nucleotides long. RefSeq lists its product as uncharacterized. The transcript has a single exon. The coding region runs from base 388 to 1440 and encodes 350 amino acids. The record is from RefSeq and is a predicted model, not a curated record. NCBI's taxonomy places the organism in Eukaryota, Viridiplantae, Streptophyta, Magnoliopsida, Malpighiales, Euphorbiaceae.